AUGGCCCAGUUCAGUAAAGAAGAGCUUUCUUUUGUUGAGGAUCUUCCUAAGCAUAUGGAGAUAGAGUGUCUGGUUUGUCUGAAAUUAUUGACAGAUCCUCAUAUUGUGAGCUGCUGUGGACAUAAUUUCUGUGGGUCUUGUAUUGAGAGAGUAAAAACUAGUAAUGGAUCCUGUCCUAUGUGUAACGAGAAGGAAUAUCAAGCAAUACCUGACAAGAAGUGUUCACGUAUUAUCAAUGGAUUGGAGGUCUACUGCAAGAAGAGAGAAGGAGAAUGUCAAUAUGAAGAAGUGAAGUGUCGAUAUCGAAAAUGUCAAGAGAGAAAGCAACGUAGACAUCUUGAGGAUCAUGAAGAUAAAGAAUGUCCUCAACGUCCAUUUCAAUGCCAAUACUGCAGGAGGAAAG
Messenger RNA from Amphimedon queenslandica, 403 nucleotides. Its product is annotated as TNF receptor-associated factor 5-like. The record is from RefSeq and is a predicted model, not a curated record. NCBI's taxonomy places the organism in Eukaryota, Metazoa, Porifera, Demospongiae, Haplosclerida, Niphatidae. The transcript has 2 exons. The annotation marks the transcript as partial. Gene Ontology annotation, molecular function: zinc ion binding.